This is a messenger RNA of Cetraspora pellucida, 2172 nucleotides long. Lineage: Eukaryota; Fungi; Glomeromycota; Glomeromycetes; Diversisporales; Gigasporaceae. The record is from the annotation of a GenBank genome assembly.
AUGAAGGUUGGAGGAUUCAUUACGGUGAGAAUAAUAAAAGAAAUGUUAUUAUUUAUAAAGUAUGCUAGGGCAGGAAUGCUAAACAAGAAGGUUUUGGGAGUUGUAAAAAUAGAUUUUAAAGAAUGGAUAAGAGAAGAAAAUGUUUUUAAGAAAGUUAAAAAGAGAGAGUUAGGUCUGAAGUUUGUAACUUUGGAACAAGAUGCUACCUGCAAAUUACCAAAAUGGCCAAAUUUCGUUUCUGAUUAUAAAAUAUUUGUCGAUAUUCAACGUGGUCAUGUGGUGUAUGAUAAGGAAGAAAAUGCCCAAUAUGUAAACGUUACUGGAUGUCCUGAUGAAUCUACAUUUAAAUAUCACUAUAAGUCUAUGGGAACAGAUUGGACUAUUUGGGAUCAGAAAAAUGAUAGUUUAUUUAGGCUCGAGGAGGAUUACGUAUUCCUUCAAUGCACUGAUGGAUCUAACGCUAGUAUGAUAAGAAAAUUAAUCAAGGAAGCAGAUGCUGUAUAUAACGAAGAACUUAGAUCUCAUUUAUCGGCUGCCAAUAAUCCAAUACAUCCUCAACCUCUCGUCGAUGAUGUAGUAACCUUCCUUCUUGAUGCUGAAUGUAGAGAAAAAUUCAAACAUGAAUUUGUUCAUGUAAUGGAAUUUUUUCAAAAUAUAGAGAAAUAUACAGGAGGAUCUUAUAAAUGGUUCUCAAUGGAAAGAUUCAAUGUCUUGGAACAAAAUUCUUUAACAAAUAAGCCUUUCAUUUAUGCUGGCCAAAGCUUACAAAAUUUAGAGUCUGAACAAAAAGGGAAUUGGCUAUGGGAUAUAUUUGAGGAACAAGGUUUCGUUAUUGCUCAUUCAGAUGGACAAUGUAAUAAACUUGACGAUCCUUUAUCUGGUGACAUGGUGUAUUAUUAUAUGCAAGAAAAAGCACGUGAUGGAUCUAAACGUACACAACCAGGAAACCAUUUCUUUCCUGUAACUUCCAUUUGUGAUAAUCUUUCCAUAUUAGAAAAUUUUGAUGCUUCAUGCAAAUUCCUAAAUGGCACUGAUAGUUCAUUAUACAUGGAUGGUUUCACCUUCGGAUAUGCUCCAUAUUGUAUAGGUGUAACACAGCAUACCCUUGAUUGGGUUGAAGAAUUCCUCAUGCAAUAUCCAGGAAAAAACCGGUUUAUAAGCUCAACCUAUUUAGAUACUCAUAUCGACGGACAUUCUCAUACCGCACUUGAUAAUGAUCUAGUAAAUUUACUUAAAAAAAUGAUUGUUGGUAACAAAGUGACAGGAGAAAAACCUUUACUUUCUAAAAACAGCGUUAUAAUCUUUCAUAGCGAUCAUGGAUUGCAUUAUGGUGACGAAUACUGGUUUUUUGAAGGUUACAUGCAUCACCAUCAACCUACUCUUAUGAUGUUAUUCCCCACUCAGCUUUUAGAUGCUCAUCCAAAUUUUGAGGCAUCUCUUAUAUCUAAUAAGUACCUUUUAUCAUCACAUAUGGAUUUACAUCAAACUCUUCUACAUCUGGCAUAUGGUGGUUUCGGUGAAAAAUAUAUGCCAGAAGUGUUAACCACCAAUUUAAAUGAUUAUAAUAAAUAUAAUAAAUUUAUAAAUUCUUUCCUUGCUGAUCCUUCUUUUCGAAAGAAUAAUCCAGAUAACCUUGAAAUUCGAACAGAUGCUCAAAUGUAUGGGCAAUCAUUUCUGACGCCGAUGGAUAAAAACCGCACUUGUGGCUCAAUAAAUAUUCCUUUAGAUUUUUGUCCAUGUCUUGAAUACGAAGAUCUCAACUAUAGCGAUAAAGAACAGAUGGAAGAUAAAGAACAGAUGGAAAAAAUUGAUAAUAUAAUUUCCUUGGGAGUAACUAAAAUCAACGACAUGUUAACAGAAUAUAAUUUUAAUUCAGUAUGCCAUACCUUUGCUUUUAAACCAUCCAAAGAAGACAACAAAAAUAUUACUGUAUCUUUUAAAAAUGGGUUUAUAUCGUCUGAAAAUGGAGUAUACACAAUCAUCGUUAAAGUAAAUGGGUAUGAUGCUCUAUUAACAUUUCAUGCUAUUUAUAAUUGGGUAGAUGUAACACAAGGCACUAAAUUUAGAAAAGAGUGGGAUAUAUGCCAGCCAAGAUUGAAGGAAAUGUUGGGUGAAUCUUUAGAUGAGUAUAAGGAAAAGUCUGCAAAACAAUUUUGUUUUUGCUCAAAAUAA